AUGUCGGGCUUGCAGGGACUUUGGAAGGCAGGAGCUGACCCGACGAAGAGCGAAGGCGCUAUAUCCGGGCUCUUUCUUGCUAGAUCUAUCGGUUAUCCAACUUUGUAUUCCAUCCUUAACCAGUUCAGAUAUUUUGGAGUUGACAUCUGUGCCAUUCAAGAAUAUUGUCUACAAUGUAAAGAUAUAGAGCACUGUCGUGCCGAAAUUAGGGAUUUUGAUGCUUUUGAUUUGCGAUUGAGGCUUCCUGCUGUGAUUAGCAAACUGCACAAGCUUGUCAACCAUAAUGGUGGGGUAACAUAUAUACACUGUACCGCUGGACUUGGGAGAGCUCCUGCUGUGACAUUGGCGUAUAUGUUCUGGAUUCUUGGCUACAGUCUUAAUGAAGGGCAUCAGCUACUACAGAGUAAACGAGCUUGCUUUCCAAAGUUGGAAGCCAUUAAAUUGGCUACUGCUGACAUUCUGACAGGCUUAUCAAAGAAUUCCAUCACUUUGAAGUGGGAAAGUGAUAGUUGUUCUUCUGUUGAAAUUUCUGGGCUUGAUGCAGUGGCGGGCCCAGGAUUUAGAGUUAACACUCUGAAAAAUAAAGAAGACAGGAACUGA
Molecule: messenger RNA, 600 nt
Organism: Oryza sativa Japonica Group (Japanese rice)
Lineage: Eukaryota; Viridiplantae; Streptophyta; Magnoliopsida; Poales; Poaceae
Source: RefSeq, a predicted model, not a curated record